AUGCCUCCUGUCCAGCAACAAGAAAGUGAGUCAAGCACCGUUCUAGAUGAUGAAGCUGAUGAGAAAGCUCUCUUCCAACUUUCAUGGGUAGAUGUGCUUUCCAGGCUCUUUAGUAAUGUCCAGCCAGUUCAGGAGCCUGAAGUAUCACCAUAUCCAGUUGUUAACAUCAAAUACAGCUCUGCUUUUGAUCUUACCAUGGGGUAUUAUCGUGCUCUCCGACACACCAUGACGAGUUUACACGCCCCUAAAGCUUUAUCUAUGGAUGUUACGACUUCAUUGUCGGCAAUUGGUGGUCGUGCUGCGUGUGCAAAAUGGAUGCUGCUGCUCUCCUUUGCUCUACGGCACUGUAUUGCGCAUUACACAAUUUGGAAGGAUCGCCGAGACUUUAUUUUAUGCCCCGCGAUAUUCCAAUGGGCGACGCAGGAACAGAUUCCUUCCAUUGACUUUAAUCAGUCACCAACGUUCUUGGGCUCACAAACUUCGCUUGAAGGGCCGGCAAAACUGUCCGAAAGCGAAAGGCAGGCGAUGCAACAAAAAUACCAGGAUCUGGUGCGGCAGUGGCUCCCACGACGGGAGGAUCUCGCCGCUCCAAAACACAGGGAGUCAAAAAUAGUCGAUCAUUGGUUUAGCCUCUGGCAAGCAGUGCGGUGGGAGCUACAGACGAUUGACUGCUUCAGUCGGCUCUAUCACAAGAACUUUCAGGUAUGGCAUCACCGAAGGGAACUACUGAGCUACGUUCUGAAGACCAUGGAGACGGAUGAUGGGAAGUUUUCGUCGGUGAUGGCUACCACCGCCGACUUUGAGGAUUACCUCUUAGAGGAGCAUGGGAUGACCUUUGCGGAGAUCGAUGAGCGUGUGGUUUGUGAGGCUGUUCUGUGCCACAAAGACGCCAAAAACUAUCAUAUAUGGCUGCACCGUUCUUGGUUUAUCUCUGCAUUUUCAUUCCUCCUCCAGCUUCCAGAAGACUGGGACAAAUGGAGGACGUUUCUUAGCAUGUUCCCAGAAAUCCACUGCCAUGACGUAAUCAUCAACGCCAAUGCGGAGGACUUUGCGGUGGAUCCGAUCUGGAGGGAGAUCAACUGCAGGCGAUUGCCGCUUCCAUCAUGCCCUUUGGCCGAUGAGGUUACAUUCACAUCUCAUAUGAUUCAGGAAGACCACCUAAACAAUUCUGCCUGGUGUCAUCGUUUGUUGAUCAUCAAGAAGCAUCUGAUUGAGACCCUGUUGCAGCAGCAUCACGCACAGCUGCGGUGCGACCAGAGGCGGCAGGUGGAUGCAGCCAAACUGAGGGAUGUGAUUAGCGCGGUAUGCCGACUGGAGGUUGACUUUGGCUUGCAGUGGGCAGUUGUUGAACCCACAAAUGAGUGUGCCUUUGUUUACGCACGUUCCGUAGUAGAGUUGCACCAAGCGGUGAUGCUGCGUCUCUUGCUGCUCGAUCGUGCACUGCAGGACUCCUCAGACUCCCCAGCAUGCGUGGAUUUCUUGCUCUUGUCGGAUCUUUUGCCACCUUUGGCUUCUGUAUGCACCCAACACUGUCUUUCGGAGGACCUAUCCUGCAUGGGCAACACACAGCGGUCGCACCUACGUGCAUAUGAAGAAACCAAUCAUAAUUCAAGCAGAACAUCACGUCCCUUCCGAUACUCGAUUAACGACCUUGUUUAUCGUAUUCGCAAGUUGUCCUGGAGUGAAUACCUUGGCACUUUUGCGUUACUGAUAUUUCAAAAAGAGAUUCUAUGCACCCAUGUAGCGCCGCGAGUGCAGGAGCUUCGGCAGGCUUUCGAGCAAGCUUCGCUUGAACAUGUCGCACCGCCACCUUCUCAAGAUUCCGCUGUUGACGACAAGGAAGUUGGGCCGGUAAGGGCAGCUAUGUACGCUAACACUUCUCAAUUCAUGAUUGAUAACCUGUGGCAGGUUGUAGCCGCGCAGUAUCACUCUGCGUUUCACUUCCUGGAGCAGACGUGGUUGCUCUAUGGAGAUUCCUCCUUCAGGGCCAGCGUAGCGCAAAUGCGGCAGCCGGAGGUCUACGUCGCGCACGGUGUCACGUCGGAUAUGAGGACGCCGAGUUCUGCAAAAGCCAAGGAUAUCGCGGCGGCGAAAGCAGCCGCUGAUGCGUUGUCACUCACGAACGAUAAUAUUAGCUCCAAAGAUACAAACCUAACCGCAGCGGUAGAUUUUUUUACGACUGUGGAGGCCGAGGCACUUUAUCUAGCUAAGCGCCUGUUAAUAGAAGAUUCGAUUCGGAGCAAGUACUGGAAGCAUGAGGCAUGGACAGUAUUAUAUCGUCAAUAUUAA
This is a messenger RNA of Phytomonas sp. EM1, 2289 nucleotides long. The record is from the annotation of a GenBank genome assembly. Lineage: Eukaryota; Euglenozoa; Kinetoplastea; Trypanosomatida; Trypanosomatidae.